Canis lupus familiaris (dog) is the source of this 2537-nucleotide messenger RNA. RefSeq names its product G protein-coupled receptor 143 (gene GPR143). Gene Ontology annotation, biological process: melanosome organization; regulation of calcium-mediated signaling; G protein-coupled receptor signaling pathway. NCBI's taxonomy places the organism in Eukaryota, Metazoa, Chordata, Mammalia, Carnivora, Canidae. Gene Ontology annotation, molecular function: L-tyrosine binding; dopamine binding; L-DOPA binding. Bases 1 to 1149 code for a protein of 382 amino acids. The transcript is spliced from 9 exons. The record is from RefSeq and is a predicted model, not a curated record. Gene Ontology annotation, cellular component: plasma membrane; melanosome membrane.
AUGGCCUCCCCGCGCCUCGGGACCUACUGCUGCCCCACGCGGGACGCCGCCACGCAGCUGGUGCUGAGCUUCCAGCCGCGGGCGUUCCACGCGCUGUGCCUGGGCAGCGGCGCCUGCAGUGUGGCGCUCGGCCUGCUGCAGCUGCUGCCCCGCCGCCGGCCCGCGGGCCCCGGGAGCCCCGCCGCCCCGCCCGCCUCGCCGCGCGCCCCGGCCUCCGUGCGCAUCCUGCGCGCCGCCGCCGCCUGCGACCUGCUCGGGUGCCUGGGUAUCUUGUUCCGAUCUGCGGUGUGGUUAGGAUUCCCAGAUCUUGUCGAAAACAUCUCCAGUGUGAAUGGGACAGACGUUUGGCCCGCUGUGUACUGUGUGGGGAGUGCAAUGUGGAUCGAGCUGCUGUACAGCGCCUGCUUCUGGUGGCUGUUUUGCUAUGCAGUGGAUGCCUACCUGGUAGUCCGGAGAUCAGCAGGACAGAGCACCAUCGUCCUUUACCACAUCAUGACCUGGGGCCUGGCCACCCUGCUCUGCGUGGAGGGAGUGAUCAUGCUCUACUACCCUUCUGUGUCCAGGUGCCAGCGGGAUCUGGAACAUGCCAUUCCCCACUACGUCACCACAUACUUGCCACUGCUGCUGGUCCUUGUGGCCAACCCCGUCCUGUUCCAGAAGACCGUGACUGCAGUGGCCUCUUUACUUAAAGGAAGACAAGGCAUUUACACAGAGAACGAGAGACGGAUGGGAGCCACAAUCAAGAUCCGAUUUUUCAAAAUAAUGCUGGUUUUCAUUAUUUGUUGGUUGCCGAACAUCAUCAAUGAAAGCCUUUUAUUCUAUCUUGAAUUGCAACCAGAUGUCAGUGGAAGCUCUCUGAAACCUAUCCGAAAUGCAGCCAAGACCACGUGGUUUAUUAUGGGAAUACUGAAUCCAGCCCAAGGAUUUCUCUUGUCCUUGGCCUUCUACGGCUGGACAGGAUGUAGCCUGGAUUCUCAGUGCCCCAGGAAGGAGAUUCAGUGGGAAUCAGUGACCACCUCUGCUGCAGAGCAGACCUCCCUGUCCCCAGAGGGCUCCCGCAAAUGUCCCCCCUCUGGCAAGGUGGCGCGUGUUGGCGGGCACAAUUCCGACGAGGCGCUCAGCAUGUUGUCUGAAGAAGAUGCUUCUUAAGUAAACCUGUUGCUGUUAACACGGAGUAACAAUAUAGAACGUUCUUUACAAGCAGAGACGACAUGUUCAGAGCACUUUCUUCUUGGGAACAGCAAGUGGAUUCCACAAAUGCUGUUUGGGGAGGAGGCCACCUCACCUCUCCUGUGUCUCCACUGAGGCCCUGAAGCUCCUCCCACUUCCCACUGUAUGACAUUGAGAUUGUCUGAAAGCACCUUUGACCAGAGUGUGUAUACUGCCAGUAUUGCUAUGCAUUCCAUUCUCCAUCUGGCAUUCAUACCUGAUGUUUGAGCCCUUGCACCUGAUAAGUGACCAUUGGUCACUUGUAACAAUGUUAAAUUACAGAUUUUUAAUGGAAAAUCGGUGGCAGCUCAUGGCUAACUAAAGGCCUAAACUGAAAAAUAAGAGUAAUUAGUUAUAAGAUUUAAAGAAUUCUUAGUAAUGUAAGAAUUGGGAGCUAUGUCAGUGAUAUCUCAGUUAAAGUUGGGAAAAAGAAGAGUUUGGAUCAUCAGCAUUUUUUUGUGUAAGAUUGUGUAAUGAAUUAUGCUCCCUGUCUUUGAAUCAUAGCAGCACUUGUUAAGGUUAUCAGAAGCUAGGUGACAUAUGAGCUAAGUAUAAGGAAUGGACGAGCCAUGCUGGAGCUGUCACUGACCUCAAGGAAGGCUUAGCGCAGCUGGCCUCAGAACUGUUCAGUUAGCCUCGUCCAAGUAAGCUGACAACAAGGCCUUCUAGCAAAUCUCACUUAGUAUUUGUCUACCUCUAAUAGGGUGCUAAUGAUGGUCCUUUUUCAUAAGAUUGAAUAGAUCUGUAUGCUGUGUACUUAAGUAGUGCUAACAUUCAGUCAAUGCUAACUCUAGUAAUAACACACCAUCUUACGUGGUUGUAGUUUGAGGGGAGAAUGGGGAAAUAUUUGUGAGGAGUGGCAUUCAGAAGCAAGACACGAGAAUGAAAAUUUCUAAUCUGCAUCUAAAAUAUCAAGGCAGUUUAGUCUGGGCUAAAGGGAAAGAGCCCAGGGCAGAGUGAUCCCUUGCAGCAGACUCUGGUUAUUUUACCCCAGGCGAUGUGCUGCUGCCUCUUCUAAUGUGGUAAUUUUAGGAUUGAGCUCUGCCUUAGUCUUGGGCUGUCUCCUUACUCCUCCCCCGGCCCCCCAGCUCCUUUGAUACUGGUGUUUUUAGGAACCAAGAGCUAUGCGUAACGCAGAAUAUACUGUUGGAGAGAAAAGACCCAGAGAUAGAAUUCAAAGCAGUUAACACAGUUAGCUUCUGUGUUUGUGCUGUUGUGGUGAAUUGACUUACUCAUCAUGUUCUGAAGCAUCUAUGACUUUAGGAUUCACUCCAAGGCCAGUAGGCUCACCUUAAACCUCCAUUAGUAUCUGAUGUGGUGUUGGGCAC